AUGGAGAAUUGGAAUGAUACACAAAUUUCAGAAUUUCUUCUUCAGGGGCUAUCAGAGGAACCAGAAUUGCAGCCCCUCAUAUUUGGGCUGUUCCUGUCCAUGUAUCUGAUCACUGUGUUCGGAAACCUGCUCAUCAUCCUGGCCAUCAUCUCAGAUCCCCACCUCCACACACCCAUGUACUUCUUCAUCUCCAACCUGUCCUUUGUGGACAUCUGUUUCACCUCCACCACCGUCCCAAAGAUGCUGCUAAACAUCCAGACAAAAAGCAAAGUCAUAACCUAUGCAGGCUGCAUCACCCAGAUGUACUUUUUCAUGCUUUUUGCAGCGUUAGAUGACCUUCUCCUGAGUGUGAUGGCCUAUGACCGGUUUGUGGCCAUCUGUCACCCCCUGCACUACACGGUCAUCAUGAACCGCCGGCUCUGUGCGUUGUUGGUUCUAAUGUCUGUCAUCAUCAGUGCAGUGCAAUCCUUGGUACAUACGUUAAUGGUGUUGCGGCUGUCCUUCUGCACAGACUUGGAAAUCCCCCACUUUUUCUGUGACCUUAAUCAGAUGGUCCACUGUGCCUGCUCUGACAGUUUUCUUAAUGAUGUGGUGAUAAUUUUUGCAUCUGUACUGCUGGGUGGUGGUCCCCUUGCUGGUAUUCUUUACUCUUACUCCAAAAUAGUUUCCUCCAUACGUCUAACCUUCGCCACUCAGGGGAAGUAUAAAGCAUUUUCCACCUGUGCAUCUCACCUCUCAGUUGUCUCCUUAUUUUAUGGAACAAGCCUAGGAGUGUACCUUAGUUCUGUUGCUACACACAACUCAUACUCAAGUGCUAUAGCCUCAGUGAUGUACACCGUGGUCACACCAAUGCUGAAUCCUUUUAUCUACAGUCUGAGGAAUAAAGACGUAAAGAGGGCUCUGAGGAUUUUCCUUGGGAGAGAAACUAGAAAAGGAUCAAUUGUCUGGAACAGAAAAAGUGUCCAUUGA
This is a messenger RNA of Cynocephalus volans (Philippine flying lemur), 969 nucleotides long. Its product is annotated as olfactory receptor 7A17-like. The record is from RefSeq and is a predicted model, not a curated record. Gene Ontology annotation, cellular component: plasma membrane. NCBI's taxonomy places the organism in Eukaryota, Metazoa, Chordata, Mammalia, Dermoptera, Cynocephalidae. Gene Ontology annotation, molecular function: olfactory receptor activity; G protein-coupled receptor activity. The transcript has 2 exons. Bases 1 to 969 code for a protein of 322 amino acids. Gene Ontology annotation, biological process: G protein-coupled receptor signaling pathway.